AACCUUACCAAGUUACCAAGUCAGACCUACCCCCAAUAGUCGGAGUACGAGUACCCCUAAUUCCCGUCCCCCAAUCUCUAACUUUCUCUCUCUUCAAAAAUCAAAUAAUUGGGGGAAAUUUGCGAUGGAAAAUUCAAAGAAAAAGUUGGAGCAACAACAAAUUGAAGAGGAAGAGACUAUUGAAUCAUCAACACUGCAAUUCUUUCAAGGUCUGGGCAUCUCUCUUCAACUCCCAAAAAUUUUGACUAAUCACGACUUAAUAUCAGAAUUAUUGAUCAAUAUUCUCAAAGUUGAUUCCAUUUCUCGAGGCCAUGUUUCUUGCUCCUUUUCCGUCCUACCUUCUGUUGCCAACUACUACAAGGGGUUGCAUGGAGGAGCAGUGGCAAGUAUAGCUGAAAGGCUAGCCAUAGCGUGUGCUCGAACCAUAGUAGCAGAGGAGAAGCCUUUGUUUCUUGUCGAGCUGAGCAUUUCCUACCUUUCUUCUGCUCCCAUGAAUGCCGAGUUGAAUGCUGUUGGAUCGGUUGUGAGGAGUGGAAGAAACUUAACCGUAGUAUCAAUUGAAAUCAGACUAAAAGAGACGAAGAAGCUGCUUUACACUGCUCAAGCUACUUUUCAUCAACUCCCUGCAGCAAAAUUAUAGCUGUAUUAUUACAAUUUCUUCAUUAGGAAAUCCCAUGUUGUGUAGAAGUUGUAAUUGAUCAGGGUAAUAAUGUAUAUUGAGGACAUAUUGGAACUUUUCAACUUCCAAAAUUUCAAAAAAUUAUCAUUAAUUACAUUUUAUGUU
This is a messenger RNA of Chenopodium quinoa (quinoa), 784 nucleotides long. RefSeq lists its product as uncharacterized. The record is from RefSeq and is a predicted model, not a curated record. The transcript has 3 exons. Bases 125 to 640 code for a protein of 171 amino acids. Gene Ontology annotation, molecular function: fatty acyl-CoA hydrolase activity. Lineage: Eukaryota; Viridiplantae; Streptophyta; Magnoliopsida; Caryophyllales; Amaranthaceae.